Molecule: messenger RNA, 1285 nt
Organism: Gadus chalcogrammus (walleye pollock)
Lineage: Eukaryota; Metazoa; Chordata; Actinopteri; Gadiformes; Gadidae
Gene: cadm1b
Product: cell adhesion molecule 1b
Exons: 10
Coding region: 41-1285 (414 amino acids)
Biological process (GO): susceptibility to natural killer cell mediated cytotoxicity; detection of stimulus; cell recognition
Cellular component (GO): neuron projection; synapse; plasma membrane
Molecular function (GO): signaling receptor binding
Source: RefSeq, a predicted model, not a curated record
UAGGUGAUGUAGCGCCGCCAGUCUCAAGCAGGUGUCCAACAUGGCGACCACGGGGAGCGGAUCUCUCUCUAUUGCUCUUGCUGUUUUCCUCAUCUCCUCCGCUACGUUUCUCCUCAAAGUGGAUGACCAGAACCUGAGUACGGACAAUGUGUCUGUGGUGGAGGGCGAGAUGGCCACCAUCAGCUGCAGGGUGAAGAACAACGACGACUCCGUCAUCCAGCUCCUCAACCCCAACCGACAGACCAUCUACUUUAAGGACGUCCGGCCUCUGAAGGACAGCCGGUUCCAGCUGGUGAACUUCUCUGACAACGAGCUGCGGGUGUCUCUGUCCAACGUGUCACUCUCGGACGAGGGGCGCUACGUCUGCCAGCUCUACAGCGACCCCCCCCAGGAGGCCUACGCCGACGUCACCGUGCUCGUCCCACCAGGCGUGCCCAUCAUAGAGAGCCGCGAGGAGGUGGUCAGCGAGGGCAACGAGACGGAGCUCACCUGCACGGCCGUGGGGGGCCGGCCUGCCGCCGCCAUCCGCUGGAUGAAGGAGGAGCAGGAGCUGACAGGUGAGAUGAUGGUGGAGGAGACCUACGACCGGAUGUUCACCGUCAUGAGCCGCGUGCGCUUCUCCGUCACCAAGGAGGACGACGGUGUGCCGGUGGACUGCAUCGUGGACCACCCGGCGGCCAAGGACCUGCAGGCCCAGCGGCACCUGGAGGUGUUCUAUAAACCGGAGGUGAAGAUCGUGGUGACGUACCCCGAGGGUCUGACCAGAGAGGGGGACAACCUGGACCUGACCUGCAACGCCGAAGGGAAACCACAUCCCCAUCGGAUCAACUGGCUGCGUGUGGACGAGGACGUGCCCCCCCAUGCCGUAGUCACGGGCCCCGACCUGUACAUCGAGAACCUCAACAAGUCGUACAACGGCACCUACCGCUGUGUGGCCUCCAACGCCGUGGGAGAGGCCUACGACGACUACGUCCUCCACGUCUACGAUGCUUCCACCACUAUUCCCACCCCCACCACCAACCCAGACAACACGCAAGAAUCCCUAGCGGGGGACAGUGCGCCCCAGAAGAUCGACCACGCGGUCAUUGGCGGGGUGGUCGCCGUGGUGAUGUUCGCCAUCCUCUGCGCGCUCAUCGUCCUCGGCCGGUACUUCGCCCGACACAAAGGUACCUACUUUACCCACGAGGCCAAGGGGGCGGAUGACGCGGCCGACGCCGACACCGCCAUCAUCAACGCUGAGGGCGGGCACAGCAACACGGACGAGAAAAAGGAGUACUACAUCUAA